This is a messenger RNA of Didymodactylos carnosus, 1080 nucleotides long. NCBI's taxonomy places the organism in Eukaryota, Metazoa, Rotifera, Eurotatoria, Philodinida, Philodinidae. The record is from the annotation of a GenBank genome assembly.
AUGACUAACAGUGAAACAAAUGAAAAAGAUUCAACAUUAUUAAUAAUUUCCGAUAAUCAUCGAACAAAUGAAAAAUCGAAAAUAGGAACAGAAUAUGAAACAAGAUCUACAAUAGCAGAUAUUAAUAAUCAACAAUUUGUUUCUUCAGUAACAUUCAAAGCAAUGGUCGUAUUUCAGAUAUUUGCUUACGGUUCAUACAGUGUUCUCGUUCAUUUAUGUGAAAAAAAUGGUAAAAUAGAAUUUAGUUCAACAACAAUGAAUUUUAUUUUAGAAUUAACAAAAUUAUUAUUUUCACUAAAUGCUUUUUUAUGCUGUCCAUCGACAACAACAUCUGUUCAUUCAUCAGCACUAACAUUACGAACGGUGAUACGACAUUCAUUACCCUACAGUAUACCAGCUAUACUAUAUUUUAUUAACAAUAAUCUUGCUGUUCAUAUGCAAUUACAAAUGGAUCCUACAUCAUAUCAAAUUCUAUCAAAUUUUAAAAUUUUAACAACAGCUAUUCUAUAUAGAAUAAUUAUGAAACAAUAUCUAAACAAAAUUAAGUGGUUAUCAUUAGUAUUACUGUUUGCUGGAGGACUUAGCUAUAGUCUAGGUGCAUCACGAAGUUCAGCUUCAAAAUUUCUCUCAUCAACAACCCCUUCUUCUUUGUCAGUUUCAUCUUCCGGAAUAGUUAUUGGUGAAAUGUACAUUCAUCCAUUAGGUAUACCAAUGAUAACCAUCUAUUGUAUUCUAUCGGGUCUAGCUGGCGUGUAUAAUGAAUGGAUAUUAAAAAAAUACUAUCUUGAAUCGUUAAAUAUGCAAAAUAUUUAUUUAUAUACAUAUGGUACAAUUUUUAAUUUUAUACCGGCAUUCUACUCUCAAUCUCCUACAUCUAUAUUAUCAAUUGAAUCAGCAUUUAAAGGAUUUUCUAUAUAUACAUGGUUAAUUAUUCUAACACAAACGCUCAACGGUUUAUUUAUGUCUGUGGUUAUUAAACAUUCAUCAAAUAUAACAAGACUAUUUGUAAUCUCAUUUUCAGUGAUUGUGACAACACUUCUCAAAAUAUUUUUUAGUAAAGGUGCUAGAAAAAAACUAUAA